GCCCCUAUAAAAUGUCGUAUUUCAAAUAAAGUCUCCAAAAUUUCCCAAAUCCUCAAUCCUAACCCAAACGACAGUGAGAAGAAGCGAAGGAACAACUCGAACCAUAAAAAAAAACCAAUACAGGUGUGUGUGAAUUUGUGCAGAGCAAGAAAUCAAUGGCGGAAGGAGGGGAGAAGAAGGAGAAGAAGAGGGUUGUGGUGGAGUCGUUAGGAUGGCUAACGGAAUCCACCAUCAUGCCCAAAAAGAUCCGACCAAUUGAAGGCGUCGGUGCUUCUUCCAUCCUUGAGCUUAAAGCCCAAUUAUACAAAUCUCAAGAAGAGGCCAAACGCGUCGCCAAAGAGACCGUCCACCCUUCUGCUGCUGACCCCAAUUAUUCCCAUCUAGAGAUCCAUCGUGCCAAGAAGAAGAUAACUGCCAAGAACGUUUUUUCGUCUAAGAAUCAUGGGGUUGAUGCCAGAGAGGCCAAGGACAAGCUUGAGAUGAAAGCAAUCAAGGACGGUUCUGUAAGCUAUGCUGCCUUAGAACGAAAGGCUAAGUUAUAUGAUAAGCUGGUGAGGGGUGAGCUUUCUGAUGGGGAGGAGGAAGAGAAGUACUGUGUUGACUUCUUUCGGAAGGGCCAGGAGCAGGAAGACUCUGAGCAGCUUCAACGGCAUGACAUUUCUAACACAGAACCAAGAGAUGAAGAUGCCUCCCUACUAUCAGACACAAAAGCUGCAGGACUUGGCCAAGCUGGCACAUUCGACCGAAGUGAACAUAAGCGCUUUGUAAUGGAAAUUCAUAAAGAAGCAAGUCAAGCAAGGGAAAAAGCAUCAGAACUCAAGCUACGUAGGCAAGAACAAGUUGCAACACGUCGAGAAAAACUAAAGCAGGCUUAUCUCCGCAAGCAGAUUGAGAAAUUGAAGGCUUCCAAGACAGAGCAAACAUAGACCAGAGGAGCGUUCCUUAGACUUCAUUGUGAUUGGUGACACCAUGCUAUUUGGAAGAAUUUCGUCAUCUUUUACAUUCUGGAGUAUUGUGUGUACACCAAAUUUUCACCCGAAUAUAAGCUUCAGGUUUAUUGUAGUCUCCAAACAACGCCGGUAGACUAGCAUGGGUGUUUUGGGCCUUAAUGACCGUGUAUUUGUUAUUAGUCGAGAAAAAAAUUGAAGUGGUAUGCAGUCAUAUUGGCAAUUAACUGAGUUUUCGGUGUUGAUUUUUUGUUUGUGUUAAUGAACUUACUUACAAGUUUUUGAACAUAUUUGACAAUGUAUUUUAAUUUUUUUUCCCUAUUGCAUAGGGGAAUGUAGUAGGAAUUACCUUAUGGAAAACUCUCGCUGAUACUACUUGUACUAGACUAUAAGCCUUGGUGUUCUGGCAAUGCAUUGAAUUCUAGAUUGUUGGAAUAUAUGUCAAAUAUUUUUUAAGGCA
Molecule: messenger RNA, 1407 nt
Organism: Solanum tuberosum (potato)
Lineage: Eukaryota; Viridiplantae; Streptophyta; Magnoliopsida; Solanales; Solanaceae
Exons: 4
Coding region: 156-926 (256 amino acids)
Cellular component (GO): nucleus
Source: RefSeq, a predicted model, not a curated record